Messenger RNA from Nilaparvata lugens (brown planthopper), 1130 nucleotides. RefSeq lists its product as uncharacterized. NCBI's taxonomy places the organism in Eukaryota, Metazoa, Arthropoda, Insecta, Hemiptera, Delphacidae. The record is from RefSeq and is a predicted model, not a curated record. The coding region runs from base 447 to 1130 and encodes 227 amino acids. The transcript has 3 exons.
UAAAUGAAAUGCAACAACUUUGCUACAGUUAAAAUAUUAAAAUGUCAUAUUGAUGAUAGAAAACGCUGACAAGAUUCAUGUUUGAAAAAUGAGAUGCUCUUACUUUGAUGUUGAAGGAUCUAACAUUGAUUAACGAAAUUAGAAUCAUGGGUUUUAUUGGAGAUUUAUAGCAAUGUCUCAUGCUAAGUUCCAGACGAGAUUUUUUUUUUUCGUCUUCUAACACAUGGAUGCUUUUCGAAAAAUGAUCGUGUGUGGCAUACUUACAAUCUGAUAACGAUCUGAGAGCACGUGUUGUUGUUGGGGAGAAAUUCGAAUUUUUUUCGCCUUGUGCCACGCUCUCGCUCGCACGUGUCUGGAACAGAGAGAGAAACGAAUGCUAUAUAAACACGUGCGAUGAGAGGAAAAUUACCAUUUACAUCAGAGACAGCAGAGAGUAAGCAUACGAGAUGAGUUCACCCUCGUUCAUCCUCCCAGACAGCCCGCCUUCGCAGCAGGUCCUGAACUACUGGCAGCGCAGAGCUGCCGAGAGCUGCGCCAGCUCUUCAGCUGCGGCCGCCUCAGCUCCUGCCUCCACUGCACCACACCGUUCGACAUCGCCAGGGGGUGAGAUGGUGAUUGGAGACAGCCCCGUGCAACGCCUGCGUCCGCCAGCUACGUGGGCUCCGCGCCGUGCUGUGCUGACGACGCUGUCCAACAAUAUUAGGGAGAGACAAGCGAAGAGGAAACUCGAGUUUGAGGAGGGCGAAGUGAGCGGUGAAGAGGAUAGUCUGCUCCCUCAAUCAAAGAAACGUAUGCCGGAGCAGGAGGACUCCUCCCUCGUCCCCCUGAUAAAGGAGGCUGAAAUGGGGUUUGUUGAACUUAUCAACAAACCGGUGAGCAAGCCGUGGGUCCCCUUACGAGAGUUGGAGGAGGACCACCCCUACCGAAUCGUGAGCGCGAGGGAGCACACUAAUCAGCACGGACGCCGGAUAAUUUUGAAAAUCAUCAAUGCAGGAAGCAAAUGUGAGGUGUAUCUACCUCAAAGAUUUGCUUCCUGCAUUGAUGCAGCAAAAAUUCGUGAAUUUAAUUUAACUGUACAAAACCGGGAAAAGACCCAGCCGAUACACCAGUUGCAGCAGGGUAUAAAUUAA